AUGAGAGGUGAAGAAGAUGCUGAAGAUGAUUGUAAUCGACCAGACAUAGAAGAGGUAGUCUCUCAUAUACCUGCGAUGAAGCAGCACUGCCUCGACAUCAGCCCUCAUGGAGGAUGGCAUUUUGAUCCUAAGAACGCCGUAUCUCAUCUAUACGACAGCCGAGUUGAUAUCGUAGAUGUCUUCAGCUCCGUUGAUCGUGUUGUGGCUGUUGAGCCUUCGAGAGUAUUUGAUAUCUUCAAGCUUAACCAGGAACGUAUUCACAAUGCCAAGACCUCGUAUAGCGGCUUGCAGGGGACCAUGAAGAAUGGCGGCUAUGGGGCUGAGACUGGCGAUACACUCUCAAAAGCCCAGCAUCUCAGCCAUAAACAGGCCUCGUACCGCUUAUGGUAUACAAGGAAGAAACACAAAUCUUCCGCGAUGAACGACAAAUUCUCCUCUGAAGUGCUUUUAGCAUACGGGUAUAAGUAUAUCUUCAUUUUCCAGUCCUUAUCCUACCAUCAUCAUCACAUCCAAAGUCCAAAAGGCAUUAGCCAGACAGCAACCUACGCUUUAACCCCAUCAAGCUCCUCAAACAAACACUUUUCGCAUCUACAAAUACCUUACCAACCCGCCAACAACCAACAAAUAAACAAACAAACCACUUCACACCUCGCAAGAAUGGCAGCCAUUGUCCUUGCUCUCGGCGCCGCCAUCUACAUCACUGCCGAGAAGAUCCAGGACCACCGAGAAAAGAAGCGCGCCUUGAAGGCCAAGAAUGCCACGAAACAAGCCGUCCUUGAAGAUGACGACAGUGUCAUGGCCGCCGAUGACCUCCCUGCGUACAAGACGGAGAAACCUCCAGCAUAUGAUUUUGAGCAGUACCAGCAGCAGCAGCAUCCGACACUUGCGUCCAGCAAACUCAUGGAAAGUUCAAGCCAGCGGUAUUACAUCCAGGCGCGGUCCACCUGA
Messenger RNA from Trichophyton verrucosum HKI 0517, 948 nucleotides. RefSeq lists its product as uncharacterized. NCBI's taxonomy places the organism in Eukaryota, Fungi, Ascomycota, Eurotiomycetes, Onygenales, Arthrodermataceae. The transcript has 3 exons. The record is from RefSeq and is a predicted model, not a curated record. The coding region runs from base 1 to 948 and encodes 315 amino acids.